Molecule: messenger RNA, 1791 nt
Organism: Fraxinus pennsylvanica
Lineage: Eukaryota; Viridiplantae; Streptophyta; Magnoliopsida; Lamiales; Oleaceae
Source: the annotation of a GenBank genome assembly
AUGGCUAAACCUGUAUGUCAUGUUUGGCUUUCCUUGAAGAUGAAGACAAAUAGACAAUAUUCAUUCUCAGGCCCAAAUAAACCAUUGGAUACUCAUCCUGCACUGCACUCCUUCAAGAAUCAAGAGGCGACCUCCCACCUUCGAGAAAAAUCCUCACGCAGCCUGCAGCCACCGUGCCUCUGCCUGCCGUCGGCCCGUCGCCCGUCGCUGCCGAGUUCGCCAGUGACCGACCGGCGACCACCCUCUUCUACUCUUCUUCCGUUCCUUCGCCGAGACGCCCGUUGCACUUACACCCCUAUGGUUCGUUCAUCGAGCCGUCGCAGUCAGUUACCCUUGUUGGAGAACCCAAAUUUAGCAGCAAGUGUGUCUAAAUCCAACCAUUCUAUGCAGACUAAUAAGAGCUCUGGUUCAACCGCUGUAGCAUUAAAACCUCGAGCCAACCAUUCGUCAAGAUUUACUAAUGGGGAAUACAAAGUUUUGGAUGAGUAUGAGGAGGAACGUGAGAAGUACGAGGAAGAUGGUGGUGUACAGGAGUGCAGAAUGGAGGACAGUCACCUGCCCACACAGGGGGAAUUGGAAUAUCUAAAACAGAGAAAACGAUUGAAAGUGACAGUCAGGAAACAGAUGAACAAGGAAUUAGGGACUGCUGAUCCUAGUUCUCGUGAUAAAACCAGUGCAGUGUACAGGAAAAACUAUGGUUUGUUCUUUGGGUCGUCACAGUCGGUUAUUGCUUCCGGAGUGAUUCAAGAAAGCAAGUCCUUGUUGGAGCCCCCAAUUUUGGCAGCAAGGGUGUCUAAAUCCAACCAUUCAAUUUCGGUUAGGUCAGUGAGAUCAGUUCGCCUGGACUAUCCUAAAAUUUAUUUUAGAAUCGGGACAACCGGAAACAUUGGGAAGAAGAUGGUUCUGACAAGCUCGUUUUUGCCUGAUGAAAUUAUUUUUGAGAUUCUCAGUUGGCUACCAAUUAAAUCAUUACUAAGAUUCAAAUGUGUCAGCAAAAUGUGGUGUUCCAUAAUUCAGGAUCACAAGUUCAUGGAUAAGCAUAGGCACCAAACUUCUUCUACUAUGAUAUAUCGAAAUCCUAUUAUGAUGGUUGACAAUCUUGAAGAUCCUGAUUUUCAAUUGGUAGCAUAUGAGAUGGGAGUGAUGUUCGAAAGGAACAAUAAGAACGGAACACAGCGACUGAGGAAGCCGGCUAUCAGACAAAUCCUUGAUUUGCCGCGUACACCUAAAUAUGAAGGCAUGUGGUACAUUCGGGCAACUAAUGUUUUGAAGUUGGUUGGUCUCCAUCAUCAUUCUGUAGUAGGAUAUGGAAGCUGGAUAGAUUAUUCUGUUGUUACGGUUGAUUCUUAUCUUACACGGAGAGACUUGUCUUGCUCAAUUGGCUUUCAAUGCCUAAGGCCGCUACCCCCAACAGUUAUAGGGACGAUGUUCUAUGGCAUCAGGCUGGGAUUUGAGGGCUAUCAUGAGAUAGAUUGUCUUGAUUUGGAAAUUGACAAAAUUAUAAACACUGUUAAAAUCCCACAUGAUUUCUUUUUGGACUGGUCAGAUGUCUGCCCCUUGGUCUGGAACUGGAAGCUAUCUCUUGCCAGAAUAGAACAAGAGCAGUUGCAUGUUUGGGUCUUGGAGGACUACAGUAAGCAUAAAUGGGCUGAUGGCAAGAUUAUUAUACCAUUGACAUUCUUGAAUGGGAACAUGUCGAGCAAAGACGUCAUGCCCUGUGAGAUGAUAGGCCGUAAAUUGUUGUCAUGGGUUAUUCGCGAUCAUUGUUACCGGACGUUUUCUCUCUGUUGA